This is a messenger RNA of Heterocephalus glaber (naked mole-rat), 5015 nucleotides long. RefSeq names its product copine 3 (gene Cpne3). Gene Ontology annotation, biological process: cellular response to calcium ion; ERBB2 signaling pathway. Gene Ontology annotation, cellular component: plasma membrane. NCBI's taxonomy places the organism in Eukaryota, Metazoa, Chordata, Mammalia, Rodentia, Bathyergidae. The record is from RefSeq and is a predicted model, not a curated record. Gene Ontology annotation, molecular function: calcium-dependent phospholipid binding; receptor tyrosine kinase binding.
GCGGAGCGCAACAGGCCCCGCCCCUCCCCUGCAGCCCCCGGUUCCUGUAAACCACCGCUGCCCCGCCAGCUGGAGGACGCAGUCGGCCUGGCCGUCGCCCUCAGGACUCCAUCCAGAAGACAGGCGUCUCAAGAGAUGGCUGCGCAAUGUGUCACAAAGGUGGAGCUGAAUAUUUCCUGUAACAAUCUUUUGGAUCUUGAUGCAACAUCAAAGUCGGACCCUCUAUGUGUGCUAUUUUUGAACACAAGUGGUCAACAGUGGUAUGAGGUUGAACGCACUGAAAGGAUUAAAAAUUGCUUGAAUCCCAAAUUUUCCAAGACAUUUAUUAUUGAUUACUACUUUGAAGUGGUUCAGAAAUUGAAAUUCGGAAUUUAUGACAUUGACAACAAGACUGUUGAGCUGAGCGAUGAUGACUUCUUAGGAGAAUGUGAAUGUACCCUCGGACAAAUUGUUUCCAGUAAGAAGCUAACUCGACCACUGGUGCUCAAAAAUGGCAAACCUGCUGGGAAAGGGAACAUUAUGAUUUCAGCAGAAGAAAUAAAGGAUAAUAGAGUUGUCUUGUUUGAAAUGGAAGCCAGAAAACUGGAUAAUAAGGAUCUGUUUGGAAAGUCAGACCCAUAUCUGGAGUUUCAUAAGCAGACAUCUGAUGGAAACUGGCUAAUGGUUCAUCGAACAGAGGUUAUUAAAAACAACUUGAAUCCUGUUUGGAAGCCUUUUAAAAUCUCUCUUAACUCCCUGUGCUAUGGAGAUAUGGACAAAACCAUUAAGGUAGAGUGUUAUGAUUAUGACAGUGAUGGGUCACAUGAUCUCAUUGGAACAUUUCAAACUACCAUGACAAAACUGAAAGAAGCCUCCAGAAACUCACCUAUUGAAUAUGAAUGCAUAAAUGAAAAAAAGAAGCAAAAGAAAAAAAGCUAUAAGAAUUCAGGAGUUAUCAGUGUGAAACACUGUGAGAUUACAGUGGAAUGCACAUUCCUUGACUACAUCAUGGGAGGAUGUCAGCUGAAUUUUACUGUGGGAGUGGAUUUCACUGGCUCCAAUGGUGACCCCAGGUCUCCGGACUCCCUUCAUUACAUCAGCCCCAACGGUGUUAAUGAGUAUCUGACGGCCAUCUGGUCUGUGGGGCAGGUUAUUCAAGAUUAUGAUGCUGAUAAAUUGUUUCCAGCUUUUGGUUUUGGAGCUCAGAUACCUCCUCAGUGGCAGGUAUCUCAUGAAUUUCCAAUGAACUUUAAUCCAUCUAAUCCCUACUGUAAUGGAGUCCAAGGCAUUGUAGAGGCAUACCGGGCCUGUCUCCCUCAGAUAAAGCUCUAUGGACCAACUAACUUUUCUCCAAUCAUAAAUCAUGUGGCCAGGUUUGCAGCUGCAGCCACACAACAGCAGACAGCUUCUCAAUAUUUUGUGCUCUUGAUCAUUACUGAUGGUGUGAUCACAGACCUUGAUGAAACCAGACAAGCUAUCAUUAAUGCUGCCAAGCUGCCCAUGUCCAUCAUCAUUGUUGGAGUUGGAGGAGCUGACUUUGGUGCCAUGGAGUUUCUGGAUGGUGAUGGGGGAAGUCUCCGCUCCCUAAACGGCGAGGUGGCCAUCAGAGAUAUUGUCCAGUUUGUGCCUUUCAGACAGUUCCAGAAUGCUCCAAAAGAAGCACUUGCUCAGUGUGUCUUGGCGGAGAUUCCCCAGCAGGUGGUGGGCUACUUCAACACGUACAAACUCCUUCCUCCCAGGAACCCAGCCACGAAAUAAAAGGAGUUGUUACCACUUCAAUAGAAUUCUUACACUGCCAGGAAACAAUGCCAUCUCUUACAUAAAAUCAUGUAUCUGUCAUUUUUUUGUACAUUUCACCCCCUGCGUUUAUGAUGUAAACCUGGUUCUUUAUGGCUUUUAUCUGUUUAAAGCAUUUUUCUUUAGGAGAACAGUGCCAAGUCCAUCUCUGCCAGUCAAUCCGGUGAUUGAUAGUAAUUUACAGUAAUUGCAAUGAGGUUGUUUGGAUUAGAACCUAAUGUGGAGAAAACUGAUUUUUGUUUGCUUUUUUAUGAUGAAAAUACCAGGUAAAAUGUUUGUCAGAAAGAAUGAAAAAUUCUUGAGAUGAAGUAUUUUGCAGGUUGCUAUAAUCUGUAUGUAGUAAAUGUUUUACAAGCUUAUGUCCACACUAUUGAUUGAGAAAGCUUCUUAAGUUAGUAUUGAAUUUUCUCCUAUAUCUCUAUAUUCAAUCCUUUUCCUUGAAGUAAAGACUACCUUUACUUGGCACCUGAUUGUUUGUGUAGUUUAGAUGCUGCACAGUUACAAAGCAUCUUGCGCUCACAUGGGAUUUGUUGAAAAGGAAAUUACUCAGUUUUUAAAAUAUAUAAUCACCAAGUAAAAAGAAUCUCAUGUAAGUAUGCCCUGCUUAUUUGCCUUUCUAGAUUUUUUAUUUUUUUGUGGAAUACUGUAAACAUGGUCAGAAUUGACCUUUCUUUUCACUGACUGAAUGUGAUAUUCAGGAUUCUGUGGAUGCACAGAUUGUAGGUGCAUAGGUUGUCUCAGAUUCUACCUUAUUAGUUUUAUUUGAAUUGAGGUUUGUUCGCUGAAAUGCUUAGGAUUGUUUUGUUCAGGGAUGCUAUGAGGACCAAACAUAUAAGGUGAAAAUUCAUAAUUCCAUUUUCUCUAAUAAAUAACUUGACUUUUUUGUUCAUCUGUUUUCGUACCGGGGAUCGAACUCAGGACCUGGCGCUUGUGAGGCAGGCGGCAGAACCACUGACCUAAAUCCCUGGCCCGACUUAUUUUUUUUUAAACAGUAGUUUUUAUGCUUUCCCUGCUAAGGUUCCAUAUAUUGAUUUGUACCAAUUUAGAUAUUUUCUCUUUUUCAAAAAAAUAACAUUUUUCUCUGAUUUUUAAACUCAUCCUACUGUUUAUCUAUUAAUCAAAGGCUCUUUUUACAUUUUAGUAAUGUGCUGUUUCCUAUACUAUUAAGUAUAAAACCUGGUGUGACUUAAAAACAACAACAACAAAACUUAGAGUGGACUUAAUAUGCUUCUUUAAUUUUUUAAUUUUAUUUUCUGAGGAUUGAACCCAGAACCUCACUCUUACCACUGAGUUAGAUCCCCAGCCCUUUAAAAAUUUUAUUUUGAUACAGAAUCUCACAAAGUUGCCCAGACAGGGCUUGAACCUGUGGUCUUCAUGCCUCAGGCUCUUGAGUAGCUGGGAUUGCAGCCAUGUGCCACUAUGUCUGGCUUUAAUCUGCUUUUUUAAAAGAGAUUAAUUUCGUUGCCUGGGAUUGUAUGCUAGUGGUAAGAACACUUUCCUGGUAUGCACGAGGCCUUUGUUUCAGUCUCCAACACUAUCCCCCUUCCAAAAACAGUAGGAUUUAUUUUUCUGACUUUACCCUUUAGGAUGUAUUACUUACAUUUUCAAAAUAGGUUUAGGACAUUUGACCAAGGACCUGUGUGUUAAGUACUGUGAAUAUCCAUACCAGUUAGCCGAUUAUUAUUGGUAAUGGCACGUUUUAAGUUAUGUGUUCAUCACAUAUUCUUGAGCGGAUGUGCAUAACACCAUGCCCGCACGCCUCAGUGUUAGUUAAUACCUACAACACAGCCCAUGCCUCUUGUUCUGUGACAUCUGAAAGAAGUAAGGUAUUGGCCACAAAUAGCUUUGGCUUCCCAGAAACAGCUCAUUGCAAAAGUCUGGCUCAGAGGGUACCUACUUGCUGUCCUAGUUGCUUAGCCCAGGCGAGCAGUUGCUUCCUUCCCACUUGGCCAGCUGGCCUCUGGCUCGGUGUUCAACCUGACAGUGCAUACUAACCUAACCAUCUGCCACUCUAGCACCUCUGUUGAAUGGCUCAUUAGUUGACGUCAUUGUAACAUUAUCAGUAGAGAAGAAUAAACUGAUCAUUCUUCCUAGUUUGGGGCUUUCAUUGUCUCAGAUGGCAUAAUUCCAGUUCCCUGUACAUGCCUAGAAGCAGCACAGCUAUGUUGCUGUGGUUCUCAGAAUUGUCUUUUUUAAACGCAGAAUGCCUGAAUAAAUGACUUUUGCUUGUUCUCUGUGUGGUAAAACAGGUGGAAGCGGAGGAGGCAGGUCACACUGGGGCUCCUCAGACUGUCAUACCAUCUCCUCAGCAACACUGGAGUCACCUGGGAACUGCUAGUCAUGAGUGUUCAUUGUGAUCUUUGGACAAAUACAAGUCACCAUGGUCAAUUUGAUUUGAUCUUCAUAAUUUUAUAUUUUGAUUUCACCAGAAUUGUUCCCUUUGAAAAAUGUUUUUUCUUUAUUCAUUCUUGAUCAGGUUCACUAGUACAUGUGUUAUUGGCAAGUACUAUGAAUCCAGCAAAUUAAGGUAUUGGUGCCUUCCUGCAGUUUGAAAGAAAAACAUUUAUAAUUUCAAAAUUACCUUUUGAUGAAAUUCUUAGUUUUAACACUUGCCCUCAUCACAUGCUGCUUUAAUACUGAUUUAUUAAAGUCAUCCACUUCCCUCUUGUGCCACCAUUCAUUCCAGUACCCUUCAAUUUUGAAAUGCAUUUAAAGAACAACCAAAUUGAUUUUCACACGUCAUAUAAUCAGAUAUAUUACAAACGUAUAUUAAGGUGACGGUGUCCUGGGUUUCUCACACAUGAACAUACUGAGAAAAUAGCAUACCCACUAGCCUUGUUACUUCAUCUUGUGGUUAGAGUUGAAAUUGUAAAACCAUUAAAAAUUUAGAGUCUGAUCAGGGAUUUACAAGUGUUCCCUUUGGUUAGUUUUUAGCAGUCUUUCCAUAGUAAAUUCAGGGCCCCCUUGCUGCUUAUGCUACAUUUUGACACCCUUUACCUUUUUCAUUUUGUAUUUUCUAAAAAGCCAUCUUCAUUUAGUUGCUUCUAGUAUCUUUUUUUUUUUUUAAUGGAAGUGACAUACAUGAGGUAAGCCGGAAGUUUGGUGGAAAUUGUGAGAGAUUAUAUUGUGUUUUUAUGUUUGUCAUAAUGAUAGUACAUGUAAAACUUACUCAUAUAUGAAUUGAUGUUAUAUAUAUCUUCCAUGUGAAUUCCCUUGGAUAAAGUUAUUUCUUGAUGUGA